This is a messenger RNA of Thelazia callipaeda (thelaziosis nematode), 231 nucleotides long. NCBI's taxonomy places the organism in Eukaryota, Metazoa, Nematoda, Chromadorea, Rhabditida, Thelaziidae. The record is from the annotation of a GenBank genome assembly.
AUGCUUGCUUCAUUAUCCUUAUUUGGUUUAUUAUCAGCUAUUGCUGUUAAUAUUGGGUUUUUGUAUGUGAUAUUCAAAUGUUAUCAGUGGAUGAUGAAGGAAUCAGCAAAAUCAUUCAGUCUUAAUACUCAUCCCAAAUAUCAGGCACGAUUUUCAUAUUUGUCUCAAACACAAAUCUCUUCUACUGCAGUGAAAAAAAUCGCUCAAGGAGCUGAUAACACCAAUCUUUGA